CUCGUCUCCGAUUCCCAUCACCACACAGCACAGAGAGCACCAGCCAUGUCUUCUCUCUUAGCCAACAGCAUCUCCCUGUUCUCUCCCCAACCCACUCCCGACUCCCCCAAGUUCCCCAAACCCUUCUUCCUCCACCCCCACAACUUCCUCAACCUCCCAACCCACAAACCCUCCUUCUCCUCCUCGCAAAUCCUCAAAGUCCGCGCCGACGUCGAACCCACCCCUUCCCCCGAGUCCGCAGAGAAAUUUACUAUUGAGGAAUUCCUUCGCAACCGCGACUACGACACUAAAUUCGGCUUCAAUAUAGAAAUCGACUCCACCUCGAUCCCUAAGGGGCUCUCUAAAGAAACAGUACGCCUGAUUUCCCAAAUCAAACAGGAGCCCGCCUGGAUGCUCGAGUUCCGCCUGCAAGCGUACGAGAAGUUUAUCGCCAUGAAGGAGCCGAAUUGGUCCGAUAACCGCUAUCCGAAGGUGGAUUUCCAGGACAUGUGUUAUUACUCCGCGCCGACGCAGAAGAAGACGUUAGGGAGCUUGGAUGAGGCCGACCCGGAGCUGCUGAAGUACUUCGAGAGGCUGGGGGUGCCGUUAAACGAGCAGAACAGGCUGGCGAAUGUGGCUGUGGACGCUGUGCUGGAUAGUGUUUCGAUUGCGACCACGCAUAGGAAGACUCUAGAGGAGGCUGGGGUGAUUUUUUGUUCUAUUUCGGAGGCGAUUAGGGAGUAUCCGGAUUUGGUUAGGGAGUAUUUGGGGAAGGUGGUGCCGGCCGGGGAUAAUUACUAUGCUGCUUUGAAUGCUGCUGUUUUCAGCGAUGGUUCGUUUUGUUAUGUACCCAAGGAUACUAAAUGUCCUAUGCAGAUUUCGACUUAUUUCAGGAUUAAUGCGCUGGAGACAGGGCAGUUCGAGAGGACUUUGAUUGUGGCGGAGGAUAGGAGCUUUGUGGAGUAUUUGGAGGGGUGUACGGCUCCUUCUUAUGACCGGAACCAGCUUCAUGCCGCGGUGGUGGAGCUGUAUUGUGCUGAAGGGGCGGAGAUUAAGUACUCCACGGUGCAGAAUUGGUAUGCUGGGGAUGAGGAAGGGAAGGGAGGGAUUUAUAAUUUCGUUACUAAAAGAGGGAGGUGCGCAGGGGCGAGGUCGAAGAUAUCUUGGACUCAGGUGGAGACCGGGUCUGCGAUUACUUGGAAGUAUCCGAGUGUUGUUCUGGAGGGUGAUGAUUCUGUGGGGGAGUUUUACUCGGUGGCUUUGACUAAUAACUAUCAGCAGGCAGACACUGGUACAAAGAUGAUACAUAAGGGGAAGAAUACAAGGAGUAGAAUCAUUUCAAAGGGGAUAUCAGCUGGGAAUUCAAGGAACUGUUAUCGGGGGCUUGUGCAGGUUUUUUCACAAGCAGAGAAUGCUCGAAACUCCUCACAGUGUGAUUCCAUGCUUAUCGGAGAUAAAGCUGCUGCCAACACCUAUCCAUACAUUGAGGUCAAGAAUCCCACAGCUCGCAUUGAACACGAAGCCAGUACCUCCAAAAUCGGUGAGGACCAGCUAUUUUACUUUCAGCAAAGGGGAAUAGACUAUGAGAAAGCCAUGGCUGCCAUGAUAUCUGGUUUUUGCCAGGCAGUAUUCAAUGAGCUUCCUGACGAAUUUGGGUCUGAGGUGAACCAACUGAUUGGCUUGAAGCUUGAAGGAACAGUGGGGUAGAUACUUGUAAGAUGAGUUCAAUCUUUUUGUCCAUGGCUGUAACUGAAUAGUUUGCAAGAGACCUUGUUUUUUGAAAUGUUAUAAGAUGGCUAGAAUAUGCAUAAGUAUGUACAUAUAUAUUUGAUGUAAAUGUGUAUCAUCAGUUGCCAACUUGUGGAGAUAGAUAUGUGCACAACACAUUGUGACAGAAAUUUGCUUGUAGUUUGGCAUUAACGUGCUUGUUAUGAAUUACGUUUUAAGC
Molecule: messenger RNA, 1927 nt
Organism: Fragaria vesca subsp. vesca
Lineage: Eukaryota; Viridiplantae; Streptophyta; Magnoliopsida; Rosales; Rosaceae
Product: UPF0051 protein ABCI8, chloroplastic-like
Exons: 2
Coding region: 46-1686 (546 amino acids)
Biological process (GO): iron-sulfur cluster assembly
Source: RefSeq, a predicted model, not a curated record